Molecule: messenger RNA, 2032 nt
Organism: Cloeon dipterum
Lineage: Eukaryota; Metazoa; Arthropoda; Insecta; Ephemeroptera; Baetidae
Product: esterase E4-like
Exons: 10
Coding region: 93-1889 (598 amino acids)
Molecular function (GO): serine hydrolase activity
Source: RefSeq, a predicted model, not a curated record
GGAGACGAUGGAGCUACACCAGCCAAUGAUCUCUUUAAUUGCCAUUUCUUACUUGUCUCAAGUGUAUAUUGCACCACCAGUGCAGUAUAUAUAUGCAGUCUCUUGCGAACUCGGGGACCGACACGAUGUGUACCGGGUUUUAUCUUGCAUCUUUAUUCGCUCUCCUUGGCUUGUCUGAGUUAGCUUGCGGCUCAGCCAUACAGGUUGAGGUUGAGCAGGGUGUCUUGCAGGGUGCAGUGCAGACGAGUCACUCAGGAAAACCUUUUUUGGCUUUUCACGCAAUUCCGUAUGCUGCACCUCCAAUUGGACCACUCCGAUUCAAGGAUCCCUCGGAGACAAAACGUUGGGAAGGUGUACGCGAUGCCACAAAAAAGGGCCCAGUCUGCAUCCAGAGAGACGUUUUAUUUUCUCAUAGUGACGAAAUCUUUGGACAGGAAGACUGCCUGUACCUAGACGUAUACACACCGAAUGUGUUGCGGAAAGGGGAAAACAUAACCGGUUCAUUGCCGGUUCUUGUUUACUUCCACGGCGGAGGAUGGCUGUGUGGCUCAGCAGGCACCUAUGGACCCGACUACCUAAUGGACCAGGACAUCGUCUUGGUCACGCCGAAUUACAGAUUGGGGGUGUUUGGCUUUUUAAGCACUGAGGACAAGACGUGCCCUGGAAACUUUGGCAUGAAGGAUCAGGUGGCCGCUCUGAAAUGGGUCCAAACGAAUAUUGGUGCUUUUGGGGGUGAUGCAGGAAUGGUCACAAUCUCCGGAGAAAGUGCUGGAGGAGCAAGCGUCCACUAUCACAUGAUCUCUCCAUUAUCACAGGGCUUGUUCACACGCGCAAUUUCUAUGAGUGGCACAGUUUUCGCCCCUUGGGCUUUCGCACCGAAUCCUGUAUCUAACGCAAGAAAAUACGCGAUGGCUAAUGGAUGCACAUUUGAUAAUUCAGAAGAAUUAGUCGAUUGCUUGAUGAAGAAGGAGGCUUAUGAUUUGAUCGAUACACAGGACGUGUUAUAUGAGUGGGUAAUAGAUCCUAUCCUGCCAUUUCGUCCUUGUCAAGAGCCUCAACACGACGGAUUAAUUUUCCUGCCUGCCGCGCGAGAAAAGCUGAUUGAGCGAAUUGAAACAUUGACUCCAUUUAACUCGAUCCCAUGGAUUGUUGGAUACACUUCACAUGAUGGAGCGAUUCGAACAGCUUCAUUUUCUAGCUAUGCCUCAAUCAUGCAAGAUAUUGACGCUAAUUUCGCCACCCUUGGGCCUUUGACCCUGAAUUAUACUUCUGACCAGGGAGCAUACUUGGCAGGGCGAAUUAGACAGUUUUACUUUGGCGGAAAUAAAAUUGACAAAGAGCACAAGGACAUCAUAACUAAGAUGUACACUGAAAGGACGUUUUCGCUCCCGAUUAUUAACUCUCUGAAAAUUAUGAGGAGCUACAGCACAGUCAGGCCGAUAUAUUUCUAUCAAUUUGGCUACAGGGGUAAACAUUCGAUGUCGUCUAAUUGGGACCCUUUCUCGGACACUGAUUAUGGAGUCGCCCACAUGGAUGAUAUACAGUACAUUUUCCCUGCUCCGAAACAUUUUCCAACAAUUCCUAAAAAUGAAAACAGUGAGGACGCUCGAGUUAUGAAAUUUAUGACCAAACUGGUUUCUGAUUUCGGGAAAACUGGUUUACCGACACCUUCUAAAGACCCAGCAGAAGAGGGUGACUUUAAAUGGCACGCAAUAAAUAAAGUAUUCCCGCUCGAGAUCGCGAAUCUCGACUCGUCGAUGCCAACCGGCUAUAUAAAAUCAACGGAGGAUAUUGAGAAGUCGUACAGAUUUUGGCAAUCGUUGAAUCUGCAAGAGGAUGGGUGGACCAAAGAAGAAGAUGUUUUCGUUUCCGACCAUGACGAAUUGUAAAAUUCCAUGCAUCACGCUGCAGCUCAAAAAGAUAUUUCAACUGUAUUUUUAACAGAUAGUUUUCGAUAAUAAGCUUUAAAUAAUAUUACUAUCGUUUUAUUCUUUUUUCUUUUUAGAUAAAAACAAAAAGACCUGAAAAUUUG